CCAACAGACAACAGCCACAUGCCAGACAGUGUCCAAGAACAAAACUCUGUUACUACUUCAAGCAAUAAUUGCCCUCAUAAUGCUGAGGAAUUGGAAACUGAACAAGAAAAUGGCAGUUGUAACCAUGACCUGGGUAACAGUUUUAGAGUUCCCAACUCUGCCAGCCAGUCAUCUGCUUCCAUGGCUGUUCCUCUGGAGGUGCCCAGAAGAGGACAACCCCUCUUACAGAUCGACAGGCAGCAGAUUCAGUCCAUCUCAAGUAGCGCACAGGCUGCUGAGCUCAAAGGCCUAGGAGUUGAUGUCUAUGACCAGGAUGUAUUGGAGCAAGGAGUUCUUCAGCAAGUAGAUAAUGCAAUUAAUGAAGCUAAUAAAGCAGCAGAAAUAGCUGAGGCGAAGAAAGAAUAUCAGUCUGUGCUGGAUGACUUAAGAUCAUGUACAACAUCUCUGAAACAAAUAAAUAAAAUUAUUGAGCAACUUUCACCUCAAGCUGCCAACAACAAAGAUAUAAACAGAAAACUAGAUUCUGUAAAACGGCAAAAAUAUAACAAA
Messenger RNA from Apaloderma vittatum (bar-tailed trogon), 549 nucleotides. RefSeq names its product DNA excision repair protein ERCC-6. The annotation marks the transcript as partial. Lineage: Eukaryota; Metazoa; Chordata; Aves; Trogoniformes; Trogonidae. The transcript has 2 exons. The record is from RefSeq and is a predicted model, not a curated record.